CCCGCCUCGCACAUAUACCACCAGUGUUCUGGACAUCUGCUGACCGAACCCCGCGCUCGCUACGCACCAUCUCAUAGAGCGCGUGAACUGUGCCUGUCUCAAUACUCUGUGCUCUAGCAACCACGCCUGUCAUCGAUUUCUCCGCGACGGCAACCUCGCGCUCCGUAUAUAAGCCCAGCCAUCCAGGAUCAUGACCACACCGCAGGCGAGCUUUCUCCCGGCUUCUCAGUCCUCAAAGAAUGCUGUCAAAAACUUGCGCUAUUGGGGCUCUUCUGUCCUCGGCGAUAGCUCACCCAGCGUCGCGAGCUGCACCAGCAUCCUACGCCGUAUGGGGUGCAGAAUCGGCCAUCGCGCGAGGCCAAGGACACGGACUCGACUCCGACGGAGCCGUCGAAUUGUCGUACGAGCACGGCGAACUGCAAUGGGCCUUGCGACUGCUUUACGAAGCAACAGGCAACGAGACGUACUACGAUUACAUCGUCUCCGGCGCGUCAAACGUCGUGGACGAUGAUGGGUCGGUCCUUGAUUACAAGCCAGAGGAGAACCAACUCGACUCCAUCCGCGUCGGGCCGACUUUCUUGUACUUAUACGAGAAGACCGGUGACGAGAAGUGGAAGACCGCCGCAGAUGUCUUCCGCGCCCAGCUCGACGUCCACCCUCGCACCGCCGAAGGCCAGUUCUGGCACAAGACGCGGUACCCAGAGCAAGGCUGGCUCGACGGCAUCUACAUGGGCGACAUCUUCUAUGCGCAGUACACCGCGCAGAUCGAACCUGACAACACCACCGCUUGGGACGACAUUACCCUCCAAUUCGCCCUCAUGUACAACAACACCCUCCAAAUCACCGCGGCCAACAACACCAACAUCGGCCUGCUCUACCACGGCUACGACUACUCCAAAGCACAGCCCUGGGCGUCCGCGGACCGCGGGCACUCGCCCGAGAUCUGGGACCGCGCGCUGGGGUGGUACAUGAUGUCGCUCGUCGACGCGCUGGACAUCGUGCCCUCCGACAGCGAGGCGCACGACCUCCUUUUGACCCAGCUGAAUGACUUGACAUCUAAACUCAUCGAGGCGGCGGACCCCGACUCUGGCGUCUGGUGGCUCGUGAUGAGCCAGCCGGGGCGGGAGGGGAACUACUUCGAGAGCAGCGGGAGCGCGAUGUUCGUGUAUGCGUUGUUGAAGGGGGUGAGGGAGGGAUACGUAUCCGAUAGCGAUGGGGAGAUCGUCGCCGCAGCGAAGAAGGCGUACGAGUACAUGGUCGACAACUGGGUCGUGGACGCCGGGGAUGGGACGAUGGACUGGGAGGCGACGGUGUCGGUGGGGAGUCUGAGUGGGGCGGGGGAUUAUGAGUACUACAUCAGCGUGGAUACGGUUGAGAAUGAUCUCAAGGGUUUGGCGGCAUUCAUAUUAGCCAGCAUCGAGUAUGAGCAGCUUUGAGGCCUUCGGGUGCUUCGGAGUCGCGACUCGCGAUGUACAUGAUGAAAUGCUGAAAUAUGAUUAUUAUGAAGCUCUCGAGAGC
Molecule: messenger RNA, 1518 nt
Organism: Schizophyllum commune H4-8
Lineage: Eukaryota; Fungi; Basidiomycota; Agaricomycetes; Agaricales; Schizophyllaceae
Product: glycoside hydrolase family 105 protein
Exons: 6
Coding region: 240-1436 (398 amino acids)
Biological process (GO): carbohydrate metabolic process
Source: RefSeq, a predicted model, not a curated record